UGUAGGCUAGAAUCUCUGCGCUAGGACUACUACUUUUUACUAACAGCUUUCACAUUUCUAUCUCCAUUCAAAAGAGUAAAUACUCUCUGUUGCUUCUCAUUCUCCAACUUCAUCCCUUCUCUUCAUUCAGGUCCUUCAAUCCUUGUCUUCAUCUUGUAUCACUAACCAUUUCUGCAUCAAAUUUUUGAACUCAAAAUCCCUCAAAACCCCAGUUCCCAGUUGAUCCCGAUAUUUUGUGUGGAUCAUCAGCUGCCAUUAAGUACUGAAUAGAGUUAUUAUCCUUCCUUUCAUUGCCAAAUUCUUCUUCUUAUAGAUUUCCUCUUUUCUCAUCAAUCUCACUCUCCUGAUCCAGGAAAAUGGGACAAAUUUUUUUUUGAGUCCCCUGUUUCCUCCUCUGUUUCUCCCCUGUUUUGUCUCGCUUUGAAAAUCAAAUCCCAAGUAAAAUGGCAAGAGUUCAAGAAAACACCGUGCCUUUAGCAUUUGAAGAUGGUGCUAGCAUUCGAUCUUCACUCUCGCAUCUCAUUUUAACUGGUGGUGCUAACACCUUAGACUCAAUCCUCUCUUACGGCCAACAGCCAAAUCCUGUGGCGGACUCUGUUUUUGAGCCACUAGGAUCUUCAGUCUACCUCAAACAAAGAGAUCUGCUCCACAAAUUCUAUGAAGAAAAUAAAGGAAACUCCUCUGCAGUUUCAAGAAUUAGGCUAACGAACCCUCUUCAGAACUCUGUAUAUGCACAGAGUUUUAUGCAUCCAUGCAAGAAAAAGCUAUACAGAGGGGUGCGGCAGAGGCACUGGGGCAAGUGGGUAGCUGAGAUAAGACUUCCUCAGAACAGAAUGAGAGUUUGGCUUGGAACCUAUGACACAGCUGAAGCAGCAGCCUAUGCAUACGACAGAGCAGCUUACAAGCUUCGCGGGGAGUAUGCCCGGUUGAAUUUUCCCAAUCUUCGCGAUCCUAGCAAGUUGGGAUUUGGAGAUGGUGCCAGGUUGAACGCUCUGAAGAAUGCUGUGGAUGCUAAAAUUCAAGCAAUUUGCCAGAAGGUUAAAAGAGAGAAAGCCAACAAGAAAGCCAAGAAAAGUAGUGGCGGAAGUGGUGAUGCUACAAAGGUUAAAGAGAGCAAGAAGGAAAUGAAGAUUCUUGAUACAUCCUCAUCCUCAUCCUCACUGCCUCCGCUUGGUAACGACAACAGUUGGAGUAGUGAAUUGGUUUCACCGACUCCUAGUGUUUCGGAGGAUGGAAUUUGGAAGGGUGAGAAUUCAUCUACCUCGAUCUCAGGUGAAUUUCCAGUUGGACCGAUGGGUUCAGAGUUUGAGGAUUGCUCCCUUGCUAGAUUUCCCUCCUUUGAUCCUGAUUUGAUAUGGGAAGUGCUGGCUAAUUAGAAAUUAGAUUUUGAGGAGACUUCGCUUCUUUUUUUUUUUUUCCUCCAGUCACUAUUAGUACGUCUAGAAAUUUAGGGAAUUCAGUCUUUAGUUCUUACGUCUUAUGUAAUAAUACUAGUAGUUAGUGUAAAUGCUUAAUUUUGGUGGUACCCUGUCUAGUAGUAGUACUACUGUCAGGUUUGCUGCGCUCAGUUGUGUGUUGGUGUUUAACCUUUGUUUGGAUGGUGAGGAGUUCGAAUAUUAGUGAGUGGAGUUGGGUGUUGAAUCAUCAAUUUAUGCAGAUCACUUCACCCUGAA
Messenger RNA from Coffea eugenioides, 1673 nucleotides. Its product is annotated as ethylene-responsive transcription factor ERF061. The transcript has a single exon. Lineage: Eukaryota; Viridiplantae; Streptophyta; Magnoliopsida; Gentianales; Rubiaceae. Gene Ontology annotation, biological process: regulation of DNA-templated transcription. The coding region runs from base 444 to 1376 and encodes 310 amino acids. The record is from RefSeq and is a predicted model, not a curated record. Gene Ontology annotation, molecular function: DNA binding; DNA-binding transcription factor activity.